GCCACGCCAGCAUCCAGCCUGCCUCCUCACUGAGCGCUCACCUCCUAAAGGUCCGUCUCAAGCGCUCCUCAAACUUUUAUUUCUAUUAUUUUUUUCCCGAUCGCUUCACCUACGCAUGGAAUCUGGAACAUCUGAAGCAAAAAUACGCAUAUUAUGCACUAUAUUUGCGGCUGAACCGUUUUGGACAUAAGCUUUUGGGGUUACUGUGCAGAUCAGGGUGUGUGGGGCUCGGAGGAUAAACAAACCAUCGUGACCUAUACCGCUAAAAGGUUGUACUUUUGCCGUCUUUUGUCAUAAAGAGAAGGAAAGAGGAGGAUCGCUGUCAUAUGCACGGCGAGAGCAAGGGGCGCACCGGACCUCCGUCUCCGCAGAAGAAACUUGGAAGAAACGAAACACACGGGACUUCCAGCCUGUCUCACGGGUGCAUAUGAAGCUGACAGCUUAAAUACUAAGAGGGGAGUCGCUUUCGACGCCCAAGUGAACACGACGCAUCCCGCGGCGGAACGGCGAGAAGAAAAGUAAAUUAUUAAAAAGUUGUCUUGGCAAACUUUGUCGCAUCUCUUCGGCCGUCCGGCGAGCUGCGGCAGAUUCAGGCAAAACGGCCGGGAAUCCAUCAGAUAAACCUCAGUACUGCGGGGAAAGGAAAUAAAAAGAGAAAGACUGGCCACACGAUACGCAAUUUAGAAGAAACAAAAGGUACUUGGGACGGUGGAAAACGCUGAGACGGAGGCGCUCAUGGGGACAAAGUCGCCAGAAGAAUGGGAGAGGAGAAUAAACGGUAGUAUGUGAAGGAUCGGUACGCAGCCCGUUUGAUCCUCAAUCAUAAACGUUAUUGAAAGCUCGUGGAAAGCGUCAUACGGAAGCUGAAGAAUGGGACUUGGGAAGGACAUUCAGGGCAGUAAUUAAUAUGCACAACUUCUAAGGCGAAGUCCCGUUUGAGGAGGAUAGAGAGGGUGAAAGAAGCGAAGGAACCGAUCGCCUGCGUCUGAAGACCCCUAAGAGGCGUGAUCGGUGUCUGCUGAGCUGUCGGAGGAGGUGGACAGUGUGGCCAGACAGACAGACAGACAGACAGUGUUGGAGUGAGGCCGCUAAUUGUCGAGACUGUGCCUCAUCUGCAUAUCCAGUGUGUCCGCUGGACUUCAGCCAAUCCCCCCUCACGCAGCACCAUUAAUCCCGAUGCAUUAUUCACUAUCAUAAUUAUAUACCGACAUGCGCAAUCCGCACAACAGCAACACCAGCUAAUUUCCGUAAUUUUGCAACUCGACUAUUUGUGAACAUUGCACCCCCCCUCUCCCCAACCCCAACACACACCCCCUCCCCGGACCGCUCGUCGCUGAUGUAUCUGCAAAAAGCAGAAACAGCUCGCAGCGAACCGUCAGCAUGUCCCGCCGCAAGCAAGCCAAGCCGCAGCACCUCAAGUCGGACGAGGAACCGACGUUGGCAGGCGUCGUUUCUGAAAAUGAUGUGCUUUGCAGUAAGGGGGGUGAAUUCCAAGCACAUUAUCCUGUAAUGACAGGAAAUGGCCAAAUCACUUUGGCUGAAUUCCGGACAAUCCGGUGUGUCCCACACAAAUCGCACCAGGAUCCUCCACAGCAGAGCCAGUCAGCUCCAGGAGAGGGAGUGGAUGAUGGUGACAGUGGGAACGAGAGCCGGAGCGGCAGUGAGGAGACCCACGUGUGUGACAAGUGCUGUGCCGAGUUCUUCAAGUGGUCAGACUUCUGUGAGCACCUGAAGAUCUGCACCAAAAACCCUUUGGUGCUCAUAGUGAAUGAGGACGAGGCCACACCCGACCCCCAGGACUUCACAGGUCAGCCGUCGCCGGCCGGCAGCUGCCAAAGUGAGCCAGGUGACAGUGAGGAUGCGGACGAAGGUGCUGCACCAGGAGAGGGUGAUGAAGGUGCUGAGGCGAUAGCAGGGUCGGUCUUGAAAGUCGCCCCAGAGAAGGAGGAUGAGCCCAUGGAGGUGGAGCGGUCUCCUGAGAAGCCCGUCGAUCCAGAGGAGCCAGUCGGUUCACCGGAACCUGAUGCCCCACUACCUCAGAUUGCAACCCCGCCUUCUGUGACGGUCUACAGCAUGCCGAGCACCAACGUGACCCUGGAGACUCUGCAGAGCACCAGAGUGGCCGUGGCACAGUUCUCCCAGAGCUUCCGCGUGGGCCCAGGCGGAGUCUCCACCGUAGCCAUCCCCAUGAUCCUGGACCAGCUGAUGGCCCUGCAGCAACAGCAGAUCCACCAGCUCCAACUCAUUGAGCAGAUCCGAAGCCAAGUGGCCAUGAUGAACCGGCAGCCCAUGCAACCGGUUCUCAACCCCGUCGGCGUCCCCCAGGGGCCGCCCUCCAUCCCUGCUGCCAGCCAGCUCCAGCUGCAGGGCUUCAUCACCCCUCCAGUCCACCAGCUGCCCAUCAGGGUACCCUCAGCUGCCAGUGGACAGCCCUCCAUCUCACUAGCCUCAUCUCUAGAAGGACCACAUUCACUCUCGUCCCAGACGGGCUCUGGGCCCCCCGCUCCCGGAAUAACCAACAGCACUUUGGUUUCUGCUGCCUCCAGCCUCCCCCCGUCCAGCUGCAGCUUGGUGUCUUCUCUGCUUCCACCUUCCUGCGCGGUCACGAAUGCAAACAGCGGCGGCGGCAGCCAGUCCCGGAAUUCCUCAAGCCCCCCAUCCUUGGGCCACGGCAGCAUCCUAAGCCCACCUUCCAGCCUUCCACUCCUACCUCAGAGCUCCUCCAGCAGCGUCAUCUUCCCCAACCCGCUGGCUAGCAUCGCCGCCACAGCCAAUGCGCUGGACCCGCUCGCCGCCCUGAUGAAGCACCGCAAGGGGAAGCCGCCCAACGUGUCCGUGUUCGACACCAAGCCCAGCUCAGAAGAUCCCUUCUUCAAACAUAAGUGCCGGUUCUGUGCCAAGGUGUUCGGCAGCGACAGCGCCCUGCAGAUUCACCUGCGCUCGCACACCGGGGAGCGGCCCUUCAAGUGCAACAUUUGCGGUAACCGCUUCUCCACCAAGGGGAACCUGAAGGUUCACUUCCAGAGGCACAAAGAGAAAUACCCUCACAUCCAGAUGAAUCCUUACCCAGUUCCCGAAUACCUCGACAACGUGCCCACUAGUUCUGGCAUACCGUACGGAAUGUCUUUGCCCCCCGAAAAGCCCGUCACGACGUGGCUGGACAGCAAGCCCGUUCUACCGACUGUUCCUACAUCAGUGGGCCUCCAGUUGCCCCCCACUCUUCCUAGCAUGGGGAACUACAGUGAUUCUCCAAGUCUUACUCCCCUGAGCAGAUCACCGCAGAGGCCAUCCCCAGCCUCCAGUGAGUGUGCUUCCCUUUCUCCUAACAUCCUAGGGCCUGAACCCAACACUCCCAUGGCUUCAGAGUCCUCACAGCCUAACCUUGGAGUUGACGGACCUCCUGUCCUAAAACCAGAGGGCAUCCUCCUUCCCUCAAACUGCACAGUCCGCCCAGGAGAGAGCUGUACAACAGUGACCCAAGUGGUUGUCUCAGCCACCAUUACUACAACCACAGCGUCAACCACGCAGGUGACAGAACCCAUCACCCCACCCUCGUCCAUUUCCAGCGCUAUAGUUCCACUAAUGUCGGACCAGUUUAAGGCUAAGUUUCCCUUCGGGGGUCUUCUAGAUUCUAUGCAAACUUCAGAGACCUCGAAGCUGCAGCAGCUGGUUGAGAACAUUGACAAAAAGAUGACAGACCCAAACCAGUGUGUGAUUUGCCACCGUGUCCUCAGCUGUCAGAGUGCCCUGAAGAUGCACUACCGCAUUCACACCGGGGAGAGGCCCUUCAAGUGCAAGAUCUGUGGCCGGGCGUUCACCACCAAGGGCAACCUCAAAACACACUUCGGAGUCCACAGGUCCAAGCCACCUCUGCGGGUCCAGCACUCCUGUCCCAUCUGCCAGAAGAAGUUCACCAAUGCAGUGGUCCUCCAGCAGCACAUCCGAAUGCACAUGGGCGGUCAGAUUCCCAACACCCCUCUGCCCGACAGCUUCCAGGACAUGGAUACGGACCUCUCUCUGGAUGAGAAGAGCUUGGACGCAAUGAGCAACUAUGACGAUGAACUGAUUGAUGAGAUGGAGCAGUCCAUGGAGGAGGACAAUGAUUUCAAGGAGGGAGAGCUGGACCCUUCCAAACCUCUGAUCUCUUACUCAGUCAUGUCCCCCAGUUCUCCUCCCUCUGUCAUCUCCAGCAUUGCAGCCCUGGAAAAUCAAAUGAAGAUGAUUGACUCCACUGUGAACAUGACCCACUCCUUUGGGCUGAAGUCAUUGGAGAACGGCUUUCUAGAGAGUGACCGCCUGACUAACGAUUCUUCUUCUGCGGUUGGUGAUCUAGAGAGCCAGAGUGCUGGCAGCCCCGCCCUCUCAGAGUCCUCCAACUCCAUGCACGCCCUUUCCCCAGCCCACAGCCACUCUGAGAGCCUGCGGUCUAAGUCUCCAGGGGCACCCAAUAUGGAAGAGAUGCCAGACACAGUCAUGGCGGUGAAGUCCGAGAAGUCUGACACCCCGUCACCAGUGUCCGCAUCUGAAAACGGCGGGGCGCUUGAUCUGACAGCAACCCAGCCCAUCAGGUCCUUCAGUCAAGAGGAGACCCAGUUUGGCAUGCUGCUCCUCAGCCGAGAGCGUGGUACAACACAAAGCACACCCAGCCUGGUUACCACGGCACCCAGCCUCAUCAAGGUCGAGGUGAACGGACAUAACAAGCCAGCGUCGGUGAGUGAGGGCCCCCACCUCGCCCUGGGAAUCCAGGUGCCCGCGCCCCCGACGGGCACCGUGAGCCCGGGCCUGGCCCCCAUGCUGGCCCCCCCGCCACCCCGCCGGACCCCCAAGCAACACAACUGCCACUCGUGCGGGAAGAACUUCUCCUCGGCCAGUGCCCUGCAGAUCCACGAGCGCACGCACACGGGCGAGAAGCCCUUUGGCUGCAGCAUAUGUGGCCGCGCGUUCACCACUAAAGGAAACCUGAAGGUUCACAUGGGCACCCACAUGUGGAAUAAUGCCCCGGCCAGAAGGGGGCGCCGUCUCUCAGUGGAGAACCCCAUGGCCCUGCUGGGUGGCGAUGCCAUCAAGUUCAGUGAGAUGUUCCAGAAGGACCUAGCAGCGAGAGCCAUGAACGUGGACCCAGGCUUCUGGAAUCAGUACGCAGCCGCUAUCUCCAACGGGCUAGCUAUGAAGAAUAACGAGAUUUCCGUCAUCCAGAACGGAGGUGUGACCCAGCUCCCUGUGGGUUUGGGUGGUGGAGGAAUCCCCUCACUGGGGGGGCUCUCUGGGGGCAUGGACAGGGCACGCACGGGAGGCAGCCCCCCCAUGACAGGUCUUGAGAAAGUUGGUAUGGACAUGGGCGUGGCACGACCCUUCUCUAGGUUUAUCGAGGAAAACAAAGAAAUUGGAAUCAAUUAAAGCAAGUUUUCCGGUGAGGGAUGCAGGGAUGGACAGACUGCAUUAAGAUGUUAAAAUCAACUGCUACACCAGUUUGAACUGUAUGUAUGAUAGUAUGUACAGGUGACAUUUUUGUUUGUUUUUGGUUUCGGAACGAUAGUGUUCGAUAUUUGUUAGAGAUUGGUCUGUCUACCUUGGUCUCAUCUCCCCUCAGCAUUUUGCUCACACGAAGAACGCGUUUCUUGUCUGGAAAUCGGUUGUCUUGCAAGACUUGCAUGGUGCUGCUUUGGUUCGUACCAGUUCCGUCCGAGGCUUAUUUUCUGUUUAUUUUUUUUUUCUAAAAAAAAAAAAAAAGACUAUAUAGGCAUCUGUGAUGGGUUCGCCUCCUGUUUGUAUCGCUGAGAUGAGGAAGUGGCGCGUCUCUCAGGGAACACGCGGAGAGAGACUGGCUGAGUCACGUCCUGACCUGUGUACGCUCUUCCACAGGAGAACUUCUGAUUUACGAGAAAAAAAAAGUACAUUGUUUUAGUGCUCGUCUAAUAUUUUUUCUCAUAAAGUAGAGAACUUGAAAAAUGUUUGAACUAUUUUAAUCUUUACAUCUAGUCCAUUGACAUUGUGUAAUAUUAAUGUCCGGUGUCUUUAGUAUUUAUAAUAUUGAAAUAAGCGGGUAUAAAAAGGUAUAUUUAAUAGCCCCAACAUUUUAUUGAUCUUUUUUUUCUAAAUUACAGACUUCAGAUAUAAAUGUCUCUUUCAAAUAAAGACAUAAAUGUCAUUUCAUCUGAUCGAAACGAAGCCAUUGUGACGUUUUGUUUGGGACUUUAGCAUGACGGAGUGGAACGUGAAGUAGGAGUUGGCACGGGCUGCUAUUUUGACAUUUGUGCUGUUAAGAGACAACUUUUGUAAAUGUGUUGUCUAAAAUGAUAAAAUAAAAAAA
Messenger RNA from Brienomyrus brachyistius, 6310 nucleotides. It is a transcript of the gene sall3a, whose product is annotated as spalt-like transcription factor 3a. The transcript is spliced from 6 exons. The coding region runs from base 1381 to 5397 and encodes 1338 amino acids. Lineage: Eukaryota; Metazoa; Chordata; Actinopteri; Osteoglossiformes; Mormyridae. Gene Ontology annotation, cellular component: nucleus. Gene Ontology annotation, biological process: regulation of transcription by RNA polymerase II. The record is from RefSeq and is a predicted model, not a curated record. Gene Ontology annotation, molecular function: RNA polymerase II cis-regulatory region sequence-specific DNA binding; DNA-binding transcription factor activity, RNA polymerase II-specific.